AUGGCAGAAGAUGAUAUCUAUAGUAAAGAUGGGAAGGUAAGCCUGGCAGAAGAUGAUAUGUAUAUGAAAGAUGGGACGGUGGAUUACAAAAAUAAUCCUGUCAAUAAGAAGAAAACAGGAACAUGGAAGGAAAUGAAUGCUGUGAAAGGUUGCCGUAACAUCAAUCUGGUACUUUAUUUCAAGCAUCGUCUGCACCAGCACAGUGCUACCACUUCUAAGAAUGAUUUGAAUUGGUCUAGAACCUACUACAUCACACCACUAAUAGGAGCAUUUCUCGCUGACGCAUAUCUAGGAAGAUACUGGACAAUUGCUUGCUUCUCAAUCAUCUAUGUCAUUGUGACUGAAAAUACUGGAAAUUUGAAUUAA
Cornus florida is the source of this 366-nucleotide messenger RNA. RefSeq names its product protein NRT1/ PTR FAMILY 8.1-like. The record is from RefSeq and is a predicted model, not a curated record. The transcript is spliced from 3 exons. The coding region runs from base 1 to 366 and encodes 121 amino acids. Lineage: Eukaryota; Viridiplantae; Streptophyta; Magnoliopsida; Cornales; Cornaceae.